GGCCGCACCGCAUUCGUCAUUCACUGGCAAGAAGCAAAUCUAAGCAGCUGAGCGUGUCGUUGUCAGCGGACAAGUGCCACCAACGGAAGAGGAAUAAGACAACAGCAUUUUAGCGGCAAACAAACACUCGUAUCUACCAUACCUAUACACACAUACAUAUGUUAAGGUAACAGUGUGUGAAAUCACGCGAGUCAUUUGACGACUUCGGUGCAACGGCAAUUUUGUAAAAUCAGUUGUUCACAAGCUGUGAGCGCGUUAACAGCGAUUUAUUUAGUUUGAAAGUAAAACCAAAGUGUUUUGUAUUGAAUUUAUUAAGUGUUUUAAGUAAAAGUUUUGUAUCAAGUAAAAAGUUCCUUAAAAAUGUCUUUCACGCGUGAACAACUGGAAUCGGCGAUGAGCGAGAAGUUGUCCAAGUCGGACACCAUCAAAUUGCGGAACAAGCACAUCGGCCAAGCUUGCCAACUAUUCUACCUCGGUCAUUGCCAUCCGAAAGUGGUGCGUGCUGGCAGCCUUCAAAUGGCCACCAUCUCGACGAAUAAUCGUUUUUUACACGACGAGCUCGUGCAAUGCGCCAAAACGUUGACUAGUAAAAUGCCCGGCGAUCUGUCGGUCUGCUUCUUUGUCAACUCCGGCUCAGAAGCCAACGACUUGGCUUUGCGUUUGGCGCGCAACUACACCAAACGCCGCGAUGUGAUCACACUCGAUCACGCCUACCACGGCCACUUGACCGCCGUUAUGGAGGUCUCACCGUACAAAUUCAACCAACCUGGCGGUGAACCGAAGCCCGACUAUGUGCAUGUGGCGCACUGCCCCGACGUCUAUCGCGGCAAAUAUGUCGACAAAGAGCAUCCUGGCGAAGAUAUGGCCGAACUCUACUGUGCGCCCAUUGUGGAGAUAUGCAAGAAAUUGCAAGCGCAGGGUAAAGGUGUAGCUGCCUUCAUCGCCGAGAGUCUACAGAGCUGCGGUGGUCAAAUCAUACCACCAGCCGGUUACUUCCGUGCGGUGUACGAUGCUGUGCAUGCCGCCGGCGGUCUCACCAUCGCCGAUGAGGUGCAAGUCGGUUUCGGACGUGUUGGCACACAUUAUUGGGCCUUCGAGACGCAAGAUGUUGUGCCCGAUAUUGUAACGGUGGCCAAACCAAUGGGGAAUGGUCAUCCAGUUGGUGCUGUGGUUACCACACCAGAGAUAGCGCAUGCCUUCUACGCCACCGGUGUGGCUUACUUUAACACGUAUGGCGGAAAUCCGGUCUCUUGCGCCAUUGCUAACGCUGUAAUGCGCGUCAUCGAAGAGGAGGGUCUGCAGGAGAAUGCACGCUGUGUUGGUGAUUAUUUGCUAAAGAAAUGUCUUGAAUUCAGCAAGGAAUUCGACAUCAUUGGUGAUGUGCGUGGUGUGGGUCUCUUUGUGGGCAUUGAGUUGGUGAAAAAUCGUGAGACUCGCGAACCGGAUACCAAGUCGGCGCAUUGGGUUGUCAAUCGCAUGAAGACGCUGCAUAAGGUGCUUGUCUCCUCCGACGGACCCAAUGACAAUGUGAUUAAGCUAAAGCCGCCCAUGUGCUUCAAUCAGGAGAAUGCCGAUCAAUUCCUGCAAGCUUUCCGCGAAUGUUUGGCCAUGCUCGUAAAGGAGGGCAACGAUGCGCACUUCAUGGUCGGUGCUGAUGCCGAGCAGAAUACGAGCACGAUGUACGAGAAUCGUCAACGGCUCAUCAAGUCGUCAUAAGGUUUGACUGGCGGGUUUUUCUUUUGGAGGGAAGUGGGGUAGUCAAUUAAGAGCUUUAGUGGAGUGGAGUGUGUUUGUCUUCUGUUAUAUAGUAUAGUUAGUAUAGAUAUUUAGCCAGAUCAAUAUUGGUGCCAUUAGUUUAAGUGUAGAUUUAUGAAUAUUCAAAAUUUUUAAAAAGUUAUGUUAUAUAAUUGUAAUAAUUGGUUAUAUA
This is a messenger RNA of Bactrocera latifrons, 1927 nucleotides long. RefSeq names its product alanine--glyoxylate aminotransferase 2-like. The record is from RefSeq and is a predicted model, not a curated record. Gene Ontology annotation, cellular component: mitochondrion. NCBI's taxonomy places the organism in Eukaryota, Metazoa, Arthropoda, Insecta, Diptera, Tephritidae. Gene Ontology annotation, molecular function: pyridoxal phosphate binding; transaminase activity.